AUACUUCCUACUAUUGAUCUCAAAACAUCAUCAAGUAUCAAUGGCUUCACUUAAGAGUUUGAUCAUUUCCUACAUUACCUUACUUUCUCUUUUCCAUUUCGAGUUUUCGAAUGCUGUUAAGGGUGGCUAUUGGUCUCCUGAUAAUGGUCUUAAAGCCUCAGACAUCGAUUCCACUCUUUUCACCCAUCUCUUUUGCGCCUUUGCCAAUCUUAACUUACAAACAUACCAACUCACAAUUUCUCCGGGAUGCCAAACCUUCCCUCGAACCAUCCGACAAAAGAACUCGGGGGUCAUGGCCCUCUUAUCCAUCGGUGGAGGGAGCGCAAAAUCCUCUGAUUACAACAACAUGGCUAGCCAACCUAGUUCUCGAAAAGCCUUUAUCGACUCCUCGAUUAGCCUUGCUACGAGUAAUGGUUACAACGGGCUAGACUUAGAUUGGGAGCAACAGUCUAAGACGGAAGAGAUGGACCACUUGGCAACCCUCCUAACCGAAUGGAGGGCCGCAAUAAAGGCUCAGGCUCCGAACUUGAUCCUGACCGCGGCCCUUCAUUUCAGACCUAUGGCUAAUUCAGUAGCUACAUUCCCUGCCAAAGCCAUUUCCGAUAACCUAGACUGGGUGAAUGUCAUGGCUUACGACUUUUAUGCACCCGGUUAUGGUCCGCCGCCAUAUUUUACUCGACCUCAUGCGGCCCUCAAUGAUCCAACCGGCGCCAAAGUGAGCGGAAGUGAUGGGAUUAAUGCUUGGAUCAAGGCGGGUGUGCCGGCUAAUAAACUCGUGUUGGGUGUCCCCUUUUACGGUCACGCAUGGACUCUGGCUAGCUCAAAUAACAAUGGUAUAAUGGCACCAGCAACUGGUAAUCAAAACACUUAUGUUCCGGAGGGUACACCUAGCUAUACGCAAAUCAAGAAGUUUAUUAGUCAAAAUGGUGCAAAGGUUGUGUAUAAUUCUUCUUAUGUUGCUUAUUAUUGCUUCUCUGGGACGACUUGGAUUGCUUACGAUGAUACACAGGCCAUUGCUACUAAGGUUGCUUAUGCCAAGAACACCGCCUCGUUGCUUGGAUAUUUCGCUUGGCAAAUUAACCAAGACCUUAAUUGGGCUCUUUCUACAAAAGCUUCACAGACAUGGGGAUCAUAGACGACGAGUGUCAUAGCUAAAAGAGAACAAGUAUGCAUGGAAAGAAGUUUAAAUAAAGUGUGCUGAACAUUAUAUGUUAUUUUUAUUUUUAUAAUAAUAUAAACUAAUUAAAAGUUUUACGUUUACUUGAGUUGUAUGUAUAUCCACUAUACUUUAGUAACUUUACUCUUUCUGUUGUA
Chenopodium quinoa (quinoa) is the source of this 1314-nucleotide messenger RNA. RefSeq names its product acidic mammalian chitinase-like. Gene Ontology annotation, molecular function: chitinase activity; chitin binding. Gene Ontology annotation, biological process: carbohydrate metabolic process; chitin catabolic process. Bases 41 to 1135 code for a protein of 364 amino acids. The record is from RefSeq and is a predicted model, not a curated record. Lineage: Eukaryota; Viridiplantae; Streptophyta; Magnoliopsida; Caryophyllales; Amaranthaceae. The transcript is spliced from 2 exons. Gene Ontology annotation, cellular component: extracellular region.